AUGAUUGGUGGAUGGUCACUCGUUUCAUCAUGUCUAAAAUAUCAUCAAACAACAUUACUUCGACGUCUUCAUCUGAUUGAUAUUCAACCACAUGAAUUUGAUAAACUAUUGCGCCAUCAUUCAAUAAAACAAUUAGAUACUUUAUUAAUUGAUAUAGCACAAUCUAAUCUGUUCAACUGCCUUGAGGUUGAAGGAGUUUAUCUAGCUAAGGUAAAAGAAACAAAUAAUUCUUCAGUUCAUGAUCAAAUCUAA
Rotaria sp. Silwood2 is the source of this 252-nucleotide messenger RNA. The record is from the annotation of a GenBank genome assembly. Lineage: Eukaryota; Metazoa; Rotifera; Eurotatoria; Philodinida; Philodinidae.